Molecule: messenger RNA, 478 nt
Organism: Ornithorhynchus anatinus (platypus)
Lineage: Eukaryota; Metazoa; Chordata; Mammalia; Monotremata; Ornithorhynchidae
Product: histone H2A type 1-H
Exons: 3
Coding region: 1-462 (153 amino acids)
Cellular component (GO): nucleosome
Molecular function (GO): protein heterodimerization activity; DNA binding; structural constituent of chromatin
Source: RefSeq, a predicted model, not a curated record
AUGAAAGGCAAAGGAGAAGCAGAGAGGCGUACCGCCCGUCCCGGCCUGCGGUUCCCCCUCGGCCACAGGCACCCUCUGCUCCUCAAGGGGGAUUACCCCGAGAGGGCCGGGGGCGCCACGCCCGUCUACCCGGCCCCCGUGCUCGAGCACCCGACGGCCGAGAUCCUGGAGCUGGCGGGCAACGCGGCCCGCGACAACAAGAAGACCCGCAUCAUCCCGCGGCACCUGCAGCUGGCCGUCCGCAACGACGAGGAGCUCAACAAGCUGCUGGGCAAGGUCACCAUCGCCCAGGGCGGCGUCCUGCCCAACAUCCAGGCCGUGCUGCUGCCCAAGAAGACCGAGAGCCACCACCAGGCAAGGAUCGGGACUCCCAGUUGCAAAACCCAACCACCGGAAACAGAGGACUCUUCUCAGAGCCACCCUUGCUCGGAAAAAGAACCGACUCCCGCUCUCUCGGCCUAGUGAGUGCACCCUGCGC